GUUCCGGGCGGCUCUGCCGCGCGGUGGUCGCUGGGAAAGGCCGGCCGACUUCCGGCCAGCCCGAGAGGCAACGAGCUCUCGUCUGCGCAAGCGCGGCCAGGAUGGCGGCUGGGGCUGCGCGGGCCUCGGCCGGGCCCUGAAGGGAGGACGGAGCGGCGCAGCCAUGGAGGCCGCCCCGACCCCCGACGCCGCCGGCGCCGCCGCCGCGCCGCCCCCGCCGGGCGCCGACCGCCUCUUCGACGCGCACCGGCUGCCGAGCGACGGGCUGCUGCUGGUGUCGCUGCUGCUGUACGCGCCGGUGGGGCUGUGCCUGCUGCUGCUGCGCCUCUUCGUCGGCCUCCACGUCUUCCUGGUCAGCUGCGCCCUCCCGGACAGCGCCCUCCGCAGGUUCGUGGUGCGGGUGAUGUGCUCGGUGCUGGGCCUCCUGGUGCGGCAGAGCCAGCCACGGCAGCGGGGCCUCCGGGCCCGCGUCUACAUAGCCAACCACGUCACGCACUUCGACCACAACGUCAUUAACUUGCUGACCUCUUGCAACGCACCCAUGCUGAACGGGGCCUCCGGCUUCCUCUGCUGGUCCCGGGGCUUCCUGGAGGUGGGGAGCACAGGGGGCCGAGCGGAGCUGCUGGAAUUCUUGAAGGCUUACUCUUCCCAGGGCAGCAACCCGCCUCUGCUCCUCUUCCCCGAAGAAGCCACCACCAACGGGAGAGCCGGCCUUCUGCGCUUCAGCACGUGGCCGUUCUCAAUCUUGGACGUGGUCCAGCCAGUGGCCCUGCAAGUUCAGAGGCCCUUUGUUGCCGUGAGCACUGCCGAUGCCUCCUGGGUGACGGAGCUGCUCUGGACUCUCUUUGUCCCCUUCACCAUUUAUCAAGUAAGGUGGCUCCCUUCGGUCUGCAGACAAGCUGAGGAGACGCGGGAGGAGAUGGCUCGGCGAGUCCAAGAGCUCCUGGCCUUAGAGCUGGGCGUGGCGUCGACACGAGUCACUGCUGCUGACAAAGCAGAGCACUUGAAGCGCCUGCACCACAGCCCUCCGCAGACUCCCUACGCCCCAGUCCCGAGUCAGCCCUUGGCAGCCCGGCCUCAAAUUCACCCCAGCCUGCCCUCUGCAGAGGAGACGCGCUUGACAAGCAUGACUCAGCGUGUCAAGGAAGUCCUGCCCCACGUGCCCCUGGCAGUCAUUCGCAAGGACUUGGCUCAGACUAACUGCGUGGAUGCCACCAUCGCCAAUCUGCUGGAGGGACAAGUUCCCUUCACUCCCUGCGAGACAGAAGAGGAGGCUUCCUUGCUUGGCCCGUCUGUCUCCAGCGCCCAGCCCCCUGCAUCUCCCCCUCCGGCAGUGCUGCCCCUCAGGGUCUUUGCCAGAUCCCCAGAGGCCAGGCACCUCUCCCUCCAGGACCGGAAGCGCACGCUCUUUGACUAUGCCAGAAGGAGAUACUCAGAGAAAUACGGGAUGCCCCAGAGCCAGGGGAUCCCCUGAGCAGAUCAUGUUCUUCUCCUGGAUUUGGUAGUGGACUGUGGCGGUUCCUGGUGUGGACACCUGCAGUGUGCGAUUGGCGACAACAACUCUGUGUGUCCCAAGCUGGGCGAGAAGGCUGGUGUCCAGCCCACCUGUGCUUUCGCUCCGGGCCCUGGGCCCACCGCAGCGCUGGAGGGGCCGGCAGCCUGCGACUGAGGGGGUGGGUCGGAGGAGGCUUUCGCUAUCAAAAUAAACAUGACUCAAAUUCUC
Messenger RNA from Sphaerodactylus townsendi, 1723 nucleotides. RefSeq names its product AUP1 lipid droplet regulating VLDL assembly factor (gene AUP1). Gene Ontology annotation, molecular function: ubiquitin binding. Lineage: Eukaryota; Metazoa; Chordata; Lepidosauria; Squamata; Sphaerodactylidae. The record is from RefSeq and is a predicted model, not a curated record. The coding region runs from base 164 to 1474 and encodes 436 amino acids. Gene Ontology annotation, cellular component: membrane. The transcript is spliced from 12 exons.